Acromyrmex echinatior (Panamanian leafcutter ant) is the source of this 4992-nucleotide messenger RNA. It is a transcript of the gene emb, whose product is annotated as exportin-1 emb. The record is from RefSeq and is a predicted model, not a curated record. Gene Ontology annotation, biological process: protein export from nucleus; ribosomal large subunit export from nucleus; ribosomal small subunit export from nucleus. NCBI's taxonomy places the organism in Eukaryota, Metazoa, Arthropoda, Insecta, Hymenoptera, Formicidae. Gene Ontology annotation, molecular function: small GTPase binding; nuclear export signal receptor activity. Gene Ontology annotation, cellular component: nucleus; cytoplasm.
GGGAAAGAGAGAAAGAGAGAGAGAGAGGGAGAGCGAAAGAGAGAGAGAGAGCGCACGACACGAGUGCUAGCGAAAAGGCACGACAUAGAUAGGAGGAAUGACGAGUGCGUGAAACGAGGUACGAAAGUUGGUGGUCGUACGCGGGAAUCAGCGGUUGUGUAUUUGACCCUUUUAUGCUUGUGAUUCGCGCCGAAGUGGCUCGACCGUCGGCGCGGAACGUGUGCUUUUUUUAAUUUCCAAAAACAGCGUGAGUACGUGUAUGAUAGUGAGCACGGUAAGUCGCGCGUCGUUUUCCCGCGGCGCCUUCUCCACUCUCGGGGGGGCUCCUGACGACGCAAUCAACGGAUGAAUGGGCAGCCGACUCUCGGGGACGCCGAGGAUCGCGUGAGUGAGGUAGAACAUACAAAAGGACAUACAGUUAAGAUACAUACAAUGGCAACUUUGGCUGAGCAAGCAUCUAAAUUAUUGGACUUUAAUCAGAAAUUGGAUAUAACUCUUCUCGACAAUAUAGUAGGAUGUAUGUACACUGGGAUAGGUGAGCAACAAAGAGUUGCCCAAGAAGUAUUAACAACUCUUAAAGAACAUCCAAAUGCUUGGACACGGGUAGAUACCAUUCUAGAAUAUUCACAGAAUCAACAAACAAAAUAUUAUGGUUUGCAAAUAUUGGAACAAGUUAUAAAGACACGAUGGAAAGUAUUGCCGAGAAAUCAAUGCGAAGGCAUAAAAAAAUACAUUGUAGGCCUUAUCAUAAAAACAAGCAGUGAUCCAGAGACGAUGGAAGCUUCCAAAGUUUAUCUUAACAAACUUAACAUGAUCCUUGUACAAGUACUAAAACGUGAGUGGCCAAAAAAUUGGGAAUCAUUUAUCAGUGAUAUUGUUGGUGCAAGUAAAACUAACGAAAGUCUUUGUCAAAACAAUAUGACUAUCUUAAAACUUUUGUCAGAGGAAGUAUUCGACUUUUCUAGUGGUCAACUCACUCAGACAAAGGCAAAACACUUAAAAGAUACAAUGUGCAGUGAAUUUUCACAGAUAUUCCAGCUUUGUCAGUUUGUGAUGGAAAAUUCACAAAAUGUUCCGUUAGUAGCAGUCACAUUAGAGACGCUCCUGAGGUUUUUAAACUGGAUUCCACUUGGUUAUAUUUUUGAAACAAAAUUGAUAACUACUUUAAUAUACAAGUUUUUGAACGUACCAAUAUUUCGGAACGUUACUCUAAAAUGUCUAACUGAAAUCGCAGCAGUCGUCGCCAUUAUGCCGAAUUAUGAUGAUAUGUUUAUUAUAUUAUUUAUCAACACGAUGGAGCAAUUGGAACUAAUGCUUCCGCUGGAAACUAACAUACGUGAAGCAUACGCGGCUGGUCAAGACCAAGAACAAAAUUUUAUUCAGAACCUAGCUAUGUUUCUUUGCACUUAUCUAAAAGAUCAUGGCGAUCUAAUAGAAAAAAAACAAAUGAAUGAGAUAUUAGUAAAGGCAUUACAUUAUCUCGUUCUUAUUUCUGAAGUCGAUGAGGUUGAAAUCUUUAAAAUCUGUUUAGAAUAUUGGAAUGGAUUAGCAGCUGAUUUGUACAAAGAGAAUCCUUUCGUGACCUCGUCGCCGCUUUUCAUGUCUAAAAACAUGACGGUUCCACCUCGGAGAUUAUUUUAUGGUCAAGUUUUAACAAAAGUACGUUAUAUUAUGAUCAGCAGAAUGGCGAAGCCCGAAGAAGUACUUGUUGUGGAAAAUGAAAACGGCGAGGUUGUCAGAGAAUUUAUGAAAGAUACUGAUUCUAUUAAUCUCUAUAAAAAUAUGAGAGAGACUCUUGUAUAUCUUACUCAUCUUGAUUAUUUGGAUACGGAGAGAGUAAUGACAGAGAAACUGCAAAAUCAAGUUAACGGUACAGAAUGGUCUUGGAAGAAUCUCAAUACGUUGUGUUGGGCAAUAGGUAGUAUUUCGGGGGCUAUGCAUGAAGAGGAUGAAAAACGUUUUUUAGUAACUGUAAUCAAGGAUUUACUUGGUCUGUGUGAACAAAAAAAGGGAAAAGAUAAUAAAGCUAUAAUUGCCAGCAAUAUCAUGUAUGUUGUUGGCCAGUAUCCACGGUUUCUCCGAGCCCAUUGGAAAUUUUUAAAGACUGUUGUAAAUAAACUUUUUGAGUUUAUGCAUGAGACGCACGAUGGAGUGCAAGAUAUGGCCUGCGAUACUUUUAUUAAAAUAGCAUUGAAAUGCAGACGACAUUUUGUUACUGUACAAAUAGGGGAAGCAAUGCCGUUUAUUGAAGAAAUUCUUUCUACAAUUAGCACAAUCAUAUGCGAUCUUCAAACACAACAAGUACAUACAUUCUAUGAAGCAGUUGGCUAUAUGAUAAGUGCUCAAGCUGAUACUUUAGUGCAGGAACAGUUAAUCGAGAAAUACAUGCUUCUCCCUAAUCAAGUUUGGGAUGACAUUAUUAGUCAAGCAUCUAAGAAUGUAGAUGUCUUAAAGGACCAAGAAGCCGUGAAACAACUCGCCAGCAUCUUAAAAACAAAUGUUAGAGCUUGUAAAGCUCUUGGGCAUCCAUAUGUGAUGCAGUUAGGGAAAAUAUACUUAGAUAUGUUGAAUGUUUAUAAGGUUAUGAGUGAAAAUAUAAGUGCUGCGAUUGCUGUAAAUGGUGAGAUAGUAAUGAAACAACCUUUAAUCAAGAGUAUGAGAGUAGUGAAAAAGGAAACAUUGAAAUUAAUAUCGGAUUGGGUGAACAGGACGAAUGAUCAUCAAAUGGUAUUGGAAAACUUUAUUCCACCGUUACUAGAUGCUGUUUUAUUGGAUUAUCAAAAGACGAAUGUUCAUUGUGCUAGAGAGCCUGAAGUGCUUAGUGCUAUGGCCACCAUAGUAAAUAAACUAGAAGCCCAUAUCACUAGCGAGGUGCCCAAAAUAUUUGAUGCAGUAUUUGAAUGUACUUUAGAAAUGAUAAACAAAGACUUUGAAGAAUUUCCGGAACAUAGAACAAAUUUUUUCCUCCUCUUACAAGCGGUGAAUAUUCAUUGUUUCCCUGCAUUUCUUUCAAUUCCACCGGCUCAAUUUAAACUGGUUCUUGACUCGAUUAUUUGGGCUUUUAAACAUACGAUGAGGAAUGUAGCUGAUACAGGAUUACAAAUUCUUUAUCAACUUCUAUUAAAUAUUGAACAGCACGAACAGGCAGGUCAAAGUUUUUAUCAAACAUAUUUUACGGAUAUUCUACAACAUGUAUUCAGUGUUGUCACAGAUACAUCACACACUGCAGGCCUGACUAUGCACGCGACUAUUCUCGGUUAUAUGUUUACACUGAUUGAACGUGGGAAAAUUCAGGUGCCGCUCGGCCCUGUGCCUGAUAAUACUUUAUAUAUACAAGAAUUUGUUGCAAGAUUGCUUAAAGCAGCCUUUCCGCAUUUAACCGAUAAUCAGAUUAAAAUAACUGUACAAGGUUUGUUCCAUCUUAAUCAAGAUAUCAACGCAUUCAAGGAACACCUCAGAGAUUUUCUCGUGCAAAUCAAAGAAUAUACGGGUGAGGAUGAUUCUGAGCUUUAUUUGGAGGAACGAGAAACAGCUUUACGGCUAGCCCAAGAAGAAAAAAGGCGGCAGCAAAUGGCGGUACCAGGCAUUAUUAAUCCUCACGAUAUGCCAGAAGAAAUGCAGGACUGAAUUACCAUAGUCCUUGUCUAUCAUGUUUUGCACAUCUGAAUGAGAAACACUGUUAAAAAAUAAUUAUUGUAUCCUUUGAGCUGUAAUUAUCCUUAUGACAUCACCAUAAAAAAUAGACAAAUAUUGAUUAUACUUAUUAAAACCGAGUCUGCAAAAAGAAAUUACACCCUUGUUAGGGAAGUAAGCCCAAAACGUGGUGAACUGUUUGUUAUAGGAUUCUAAAAAAAAAAUGAAAUUCGAAUUUCCGUUGUGGAUAAUAGGACAAUUGCCUGCUAGCGAUGCUAUUUCAUGUAAUGAAAUAAAAGGUUGCUUCUCAGAGAAAAUCGAUUGUUUAAAAAAUGAUAAUUCUAUAAGACAAAAACGUUCACAAAUUAAUUCCCAAAUAAUUAGAAUUACACAAAAAAUGAUAGAUAUAGCAAAAGUAACCAGUCUUGAGAAUUACCCUCAAAUGAUUCGAUAUAUAUAUAUAUAUUUCAUACAUGAUGAAUUUUCUCUAUAUAAAAUUUUCCACGAAACCUAUAAUACUACUAUAUUUAAGUUUCGUUUUAGCAUUUUUUUCUAUGCGAGUUAAGAGAAACGCUAUAAGUCCACAGAAUUGUUUUGUGCACACUAUUGGCCAUUUAAAUUUCUUGUCGAAUGGAUAUGGAUAUGUAUGUAUGUAUGUAAGCUUACUUGUGAUAGCUUAUACUAAUGUAUUGAUACAUGAAUUUGUUAUAAUAUAAAUAAUACAAAGAAAGUUUUUCUUGUUCCAUACUUUUUAUUCAGUCAAAAUGAUAUGUUCAUACAACCGAGGAUACAUUAUUAUUCAGCAAUAAUGCCAAUAAAAUUGAUCUUUUUUUUCGAAAGAUAACAAAUGAUGGAACGUAUACAGUGAUAUGAGACGCGUGCGCGAGUGAUAAACUUACUUACAUCUACUAGAUGAGAGAGAGAGAGAGAAUGCACACACAGGUAUAUAAUAUAUCUAACAAACAAUCCGAAUAAUUCAAAACCGUGUAAAAAAAUUAUAUAAAUAUAUAUAAACCAGCGCGACCUAUUUAACUUGUUAGAUGAUUAAUGCAUUUAUUUGAUCAUUAUACAUAUAAUAAUGAUUUCACUGAAUACUUGGUGAGUUAGUGUACUUUAUCGGGCGUGAGUGAAUAGGAAACUUCUUGGUGAUCUGCGUGAGAUAAGAUUUGUGUAUAAGGUAUCAUUGGGUUUGUGAUCGAUGUAAAAGAAUAAUUUUUAUUGCAAUGAAUCAUAUAAAUGAUUGUCGUAUGUAUGUUUAAAUCAGUGUAGAGCUUUAAAGAAUAAUACGUCGAUAUUAUAGUUACAUGCAGGGGGGAAAGGGGCGAUCGAAUUUGAAAUAUGUGAAUAAUUUGCAUAAAA